Messenger RNA from Parathielavia appendiculata, 219 nucleotides. RefSeq lists its product as uncharacterized. NCBI's taxonomy places the organism in Eukaryota, Fungi, Ascomycota, Sordariomycetes, Sordariales, Chaetomiaceae. The transcript has a single exon. The record is from RefSeq and is a predicted model, not a curated record. The annotation marks the transcript as partial.
AUUAGUCGCUUCAACAAUUUUCGCACUGCGAGAGCAGGCGACAAGAUAUUUAUAGGCAAUAGAGAGCUUACUAUUAAAGGAUAUAGCGUGAUUGACAUCUACCUCCGAAACGUAAUUAGCGGUAAGCUCCUUCUCUACCUCGACAACGUAGCGUUUAUUCCUGAGAUCAGUAUAAACCAAGUUUCGCCACGCCCGUUAUAUUUAAGAGGCAUUUGGUAG